Messenger RNA from Orussus abietinus, 666 nucleotides. RefSeq lists its product as uncharacterized. The record is from RefSeq and is a predicted model, not a curated record. The transcript has 3 exons. Lineage: Eukaryota; Metazoa; Arthropoda; Insecta; Hymenoptera; Orussidae. The annotation marks the transcript as partial.
AUGCCGAACAAACGCGAGGAGAUGCUCGCGGUCUUCAAGGACCUCCUGGGAGUAAACGUAACGCUGCUACGUUUUAUGGGGUUGUUCUUUAUGGACUCCGUGUUUGCUAGGAAAUCAAAAAAGCCUGGAGUCCGCGAGGUAGCCACCAUCGGUACCGUUUUCGUGCUGAUAAUUCUUUUGCUGAUCUUUGAGUUUCGCACCGUCCAGCUGAAUUGGAAGAAAGAUACCAUCUUGGCUCUUAAUAUGGGUCUAUGGCUUUUAGAAAAAUCGGAAGAUAUUAUGUACUUGUUAAGAAGACUUGCUGCAAUGUGGGACGCAUCCAUCGAGAGGAGAAGAAACGAGAACGAAAUAUUAAGAAUGAUAAGGAUUGUAACUGCUCAUCGCAACGGAUACAUAUUGGUGAUCAUGGGUGGAGUUGUUAGCUACUUCAUUCUCCCACUUACAUACAUACUACAUCAAGUGUGGUUUACAAAGAAUGAGUACAAUUCCUACAAUUACAGCAAGACCAUUUUUCCCAUACUCUACCCAUUUCCACUGAACAAUGCAUUCUCAUACUUUGUUUGCGUGCACAUCGAACAGAUCGUAGUACUUUACAUUGCCAGUUUCUGGACUUGCUGCGACUCCACGUACGCUCAGGUGGUCACCCACGUCACUGUUCAUUUCGAG